AUGGAAUAUUACCAAGCACCCUCCACUAUUUCAGAUAGUAUUUAUGGUUCUACCUUUUUCUUAGCAACUGGCUUUCAUGGUUUUCAUGUGAUUAUAGGUACUCUUUUCUUGAUCGUAUGUGGUAUUCGCCAAUAUCUUGGUCAUCUGACCAAGAAGCAUCAUGUUGGCUUUGAAGCAACUGCAUGGUACUGGCAUUUUGUAGACGUGGUUCGGUUAUUCCCAUUUGUCUCUAUCUAUUGGUGGGGAGGUAUAUGA
Molecule: messenger RNA, 255 nt
Organism: Triticum turgidum subsp. durum (durum wheat)
Lineage: Eukaryota; Viridiplantae; Streptophyta; Magnoliopsida; Poales; Poaceae
Source: the annotation of a GenBank genome assembly